AUGGACCUACAACUUACCUUGGAAGAUAUUCCUGAUUGGUUUUUAGGGUCAUAUGUAAAGAAGAAUAGAAAUGCCAUGGAUGACGAGAUCAUUAAGGCAUAUGUAGAUGGCCCAGUACAACAAGCAUCAGGGUCGAGUCAAACGCGUGAACUUGAGAAGGCCUUUAACAUCUCGUUCCGAGAUCCUGUCGGCUAUCUACGUGCACUAUGCCAACGGAUACGUCAAGUUGCAGACACUGAUGACCACUUCAAUUACUUAACUAUCAUCCAGUCAUCAGGAUAUGGAAAGACAAGGGCAGGCUGUGAACUUGCAGCUGAAUUUCCCUUUGUUUAUGUCUGUUUUCGCGAAAAUGGCUCAACUGGAUACCCUCCGGCCACCCCGAGAAGUAUGGAUAUGCUAAGAAACAUAAAAGAAGCAAGGAAUAUAGAUGAAGCUGAAGUUGAGGCAGUGGGCUGGAUUCGAUCGAUCAUCUCGACGUUUCAUGAGAAAAGAGAAGAAUUUUGCAAGAAGGAACCGCAAGAGAGAUACCAGCAAGCGUUGUUGAAAGACCAGCAACAAGCCAUAGAUUUCUGGAACGCUGUCGAUGCCAAUCGUGAAAAUGAAGAGAUGCCGCAAACUAGUAAGAAGAUAAUUCUUUUUAUCGAUGAAGCCUCUGCUCUACUUUCUAAAAAAAAGAAUCAAGAGACUGUUACUGAAAAAAAUCAGGCAUUUAGAGCAGUUCGGCGUGCCCUACUCAAAUAUAAAGCCUAUAUUACCGGUCUCUUGACAGAUACAAAUUCCUCGGUUGCCAACUUGGCACCUCAGAUUGAACAUGCAAGGGGCUCUAACCGUAAAGUCCAUAAACCAUUCAUCUACUUGGCCACGAUGGAUUGCCUAAGUACCGAUAUUUCACUCAAUGAGAAUGGUUCAGGUCAUGAUAUCAUUCGGUUUGGCAAACCGUUAUGGGGUUCUCGGUGGCAAUCAGCAGAGUCCUGGGAGACAAGCCAAGAAAAAUUUAACAAUAUUAUACAAUUUGCCAAGUUUAAGCUUCGUGGGGGAACGAAUCAAUGGGACCAGAAUACUGAGAUAAAAAGAAAAGUAUCACUUGCUGUAAUUGCUUGCAUUGCCACUUUAUAUAUCUCCCCAAUCUCAAGCUUGGCACCUGAUCUCGUCAAGUCGCAUAUGGCAACAUUGAUUCACAUUGAUGAUGAUCGCAAGAAACAUCUGAUAACUUACCCAUCUGAGUCUGUAUUGGCUGAAGCUGCACUGGAGGUGCUAUCAGAGAAUGGUGUAGAGCUUGGGGUGCUAAUGGAACUGGAUGCUGUCAACAAAUCCAGUGGAAUCCUUGAUGCAGGGAGCCAGGGGGAGCUGGUUGUUUCGUUCUCAGUCAGACGUUCAGUUCUCAAAUUUCUUGAAGAGCUUUUUGAACUAAAGCUUCCAAAGGAGAGAUUUUCCUACCUAAAAGACUUUGAAGUAGGAUUUACCCACUUUAUUGGACUUACAGAAAAACCAAACAUAUCAAUACUCAAAAGCAUUUGGGAUCGGCGUGUUAUUAGACAUAAGGCGGAUAAAGAACGUUUUGGAGUAUUGGUAGUACAGGUCAAGAACUAUGCAGUUAAGCAGAACCAAACGGAAGAAACCUUUGCAGCAGGAUGUCAGCUUGAGCCUAGGAUUACCUUCUCUGAGGACUGUGCUAACAUUAUUAAGGAUAAUUAUCUGGCCAUUUAUGUUCACACUGGAGCAGCAUACAAAGACACCCCUGAGCUUAAUUCAUUUAAAUAUAGCCCACCAACUACGCGAUCAUCCGCAUCCAAAACAGCUGAGAGUUCGAGUAGUGAUAAUCAGCUCUUAGUCCAUGGUCUAGGUUCCUUUAAAUCCGAAUACCGGAAUAUACUUGAAAGUCUUCUUUGUGCACGGAAUGAUGCAACACUACUCUGCGCUCCAGAAGACAGACGUUUUCUGUAUUACAUGUUACCUUGUGCUUAUGAGAGUGCUAAGAAAAGUGAUGAGCAAGAAGAAAGUUCAUUGACUGCAAAGAAGCGCAAGCAGAGUAGGAAAGGAAGAGAUUCUUAUCAAAUUAAAUUUGUAAAGUUAGCUACUAGAUUGCAUAAAAUGACAUUCUUACGUAAUAAAUUGGCCUUAAAUCCAUUACAAGACCUAGUCAAUGAACACAAUACCAAAUCUUUUUCAACAACCGAAUUAAUAACAAUUAUAAGACUAACAGAUAGAGUUGCCAUUGUGGUUGCUCAAAAGAUUCUAAGAGAAAAGUUUGCCGAAUUACAUGAGGCGUUUCAAGUCCAGAUCCAAGCAAGAUAUAUUUUUAAUGGCCAACUGAAAGUGAUGAAUGGUGGAGAAAUAACUGCCAGCUGA
This is a messenger RNA of Ambispora leptoticha, 2349 nucleotides long. The record is from the annotation of a GenBank genome assembly. Lineage: Eukaryota; Fungi; Glomeromycota; Glomeromycetes; Archaeosporales; Ambisporaceae.